Lycium barbarum (goji berry) is the source of this 530-nucleotide messenger RNA. Its product is annotated as histone H4-like. Bases 75 to 386 code for a protein of 103 amino acids. The transcript has a single exon. Gene Ontology annotation, biological process: nucleosome assembly. Gene Ontology annotation, cellular component: nucleosome. Gene Ontology annotation, molecular function: DNA binding; structural constituent of chromatin; protein heterodimerization activity. The record is from RefSeq and is a predicted model, not a curated record. NCBI's taxonomy places the organism in Eukaryota, Viridiplantae, Streptophyta, Magnoliopsida, Solanales, Solanaceae.
CCCCUCCACAUUUCCUUUCACCAUCACUUCAAAUCCUAGAAACUCAAUCUUUCUCAAAUCAAUUCAUCAAAAAAAUGUCUGGACGUGGUAAGGGAGGCAAAGGUUUAGGAAAAGGAGGAGCAAAACGACACCGUAAAGUUCUCAGGGAUAACAUUCAGGGAAUAACUAAGCCAGCAAUAAGGAGAUUAGCGAGGAGAGGCGGAGUUAAAAGAAUAAGUGGGUUGAUAUAUGAGGAGACACGUGGCGUGUUGAAGAUAUUCUUGGAGAAUGUGAUACGUGAUGCUGUUACGUACACUGAGCAUGCUAGGAGAAAGACUGUUACUGCUAUGGAUGUUGUUUAUUCCUUGAAGAGACAGGGAAGGACACUUUAUGGGUUUGGCGGUUAAUUUUGCUGUGUUUCUAAGUUGUUUCUAUUGUUGGGUCAAUGAAUCGAGAUGGUGUUUUGCUUAUAAUAUUAUGUAGGUGAAGAUUGUGAGAUCAUUGUAAUUGGUGGAUUUGUGUUUAAUGAAAUGGAUCUCAUUAGUAUAUCA